AUGGUUGCAGUUGCAUCCUGUCACUUCAUUCAAAGCCCACCAAUCGGUGGUUACUACGACCCUCACUUUGGUAUCCAACAAAACCAAUUCUACAACAAUGCUCCAUUGUACAACCAAAACAACCAACAAUAUUACCAACAGCUCCAACAGCAGGCUCAGGACCAAAGGAGAGCCUACUUUGAGGCCCAGGUCAACCAGAUUGAGAAUCAAAUCAACCGUUGCAACCAAGAGUCGCAGAGUCUCCAACAGUCAAUCUCCCAGCAGCCACAGGGUAAUGAUGCCACCGCUCUAGCCAACUUCCAGGUUAGAAAGGCUGCUGUCCAGCGCCAGAUCAAUGACAUCGCUCAGAACAUCUCCAACCUCCGUAAUCAGCAGCAGGAACUCAGACAACUCCAGAACCAGCCCCAGCUCUACAACAAUUUCCCACAAGCUCAGUUUGCAGGUGGCCUCUACCAACCAAACACUUUCAUUGGUCAACAUGUCCAUGCUUGGUAA
Molecule: messenger RNA, 495 nt
Organism: Acytostelium subglobosum LB1
Lineage: Eukaryota; Evosea; Eumycetozoa; Acytosteliales; Acytosteliaceae
Exons: 1
Coding region: 1-495 (164 amino acids)
Source: RefSeq, a predicted model, not a curated record